CUCAGUUCCUCUAAUGGAGUUUAUGAACUCGGGUUCUUCAGUCCUAAUAACUCGCAGAAUCAAUAUGUCGGAAUCUGGUACAAGGGUAUCAUUCCCCGGGUGGUUGUGUGGGUGGCCAAUAGAGAAAAGCCUGUUACAGACUCCACGGCAAAUCUAGCUAUCAACAGCAAUGGAACUCUUCUAUUAUUUAAUGGCAAGCAUGGCGUUGUCUGGUCCAUUGGAGAAACUUCCGCAUCAAACGGGUCUCGUGCAGAGCUUUUAGACACUGGAAAUCUUAUUGUCAUGGAACAUGUGUCCGGAAGAACUGUAUGGGAAAGCUUGGCGCAUCUUAGUGAUACUAUGCUCCCUUUGUCGUCCAUGACGUAUAAUCUCGCCACGGGUGAGAAGCGAGUGUUGACUUCUUGGAAAAGUUACACUGAUCCAUCGCCUGGUGACUUUGUGCUUGAGAUUACACCACAGGUGCCAUCACAGGUGUAUACGAUGAGAGGCUCAACUCGUUAUUGGAGAAGCGGUCCAUGGACUAAAACAAGGUACGCGGGGAUACCAGCAAUGGAUGUGACAUAUGCAAGUCCAUUCAGCUUCCAGCAGGAUGCAAACGGGUCAGGAUCUUUCACUUAUAUUGAAACAAGACUUCGUUCACGUAUAAUCCUAACAUCAGAUGGCUCAGUGAGGAUUUAUUGGCAUAGUGGGAGUGACUGGAUAUUAAAAUAUGAUGCUCUACUCACUUCAUGCGAUAUUUAUGGUGAAUGUGGACCAUUUGGAUUGUGUGUACCACCAAAGUGCAAAUGCUUAAAAGGGUUUGUACCAAAAUAUACUGAGGAGUGGCAAAGAGGAAACUGGACCGGUGGUUGUGUGAGACGUACCGAACUACAUUGUCAAGGAAGCUCUACUGGCAAGGAUGUAAACGUCUUCCAUCCUAUUGCCAAUACAAAGCCUCCAGAUAGUUACGAACUUGCAAGCUCAGCAACUCCCAUCUUGUUCACUGAAGAUUGUCACCAAUUUUGCCUCCACAAUUGUUCUUGCUUGGCCUUUUCUUUUAUUAAUGGUAUAGGGUGCUUGGUGUGGAGUCACGAGCUAAUAGACGUGGUGAAAUUUUCUGCGGGAGGAGAGCUUCUGUCCAUUCGUCUUGCACGUUCUGAACUAGGUGGAUACAAUCGCAAGAGUAUUGUUGCUGCUAGUGUUGCAAGCCUUUUUCUUUUUAUUGUAUUGGGUUCUUCUGCGUUUGGUUUCUGGAGAUACAGAGUGAAACAUAAAGCUAAUAAAUCAAAUAAUGCUUCACAAUAUGCAUGGAGAAAUGAUCUGGAACCACAAGAUGUCGAAGGUUUAAAUUUCUUUGAGAUGAAUACCAUAGAAACUGCCACCAAUAAUUUCAGUCUAUCAAACAAACUCGGACAAGGUGGAUUUGGUUCAGUUUACAAGGGAAAACUGCAAGAUGGGACAGAAAUUGCUGUGAAACGGCUUUCUAGCAGCUCGGGGCAGGGCAAAGAAGAGUUUAUGAAUGAAAUAGUACUCAUCUCAAAACUACAACACAAAAACUUAGUUCGGAUUUUAGGAUGUUGCAUUGAAGGAGAAGAGAGCCUAUUAAUUUAUGAGUUCUUGUUGAACAAAAGCCUUGAUACUUUUCUCUUUGGUGGGUCUAUUCUUGUCUCAGUACUUUCCUAUCAGUUGUUUUUCUCUCUGUGCAUAACACUUUGUCUGAUAUUUUUAACACUGUAUCAUUGCUUAGAUUCAAGAAAAAGGCUUGAGAUUGACUGGCUAAAGAGAUUCAAUAUUAUCCAAGGUAUUGCCCGCGGACUUCUCUAUCUCCACCGUGACUCACGCCUCAAGGUCAUUCACCGAGACCUGAAGGUGAGCAACAUCCUUCUAGAUGAGAAAAUGAACCCAAAAAUAUCAGAUUUUGGAUUGGCUCGGAUGUAUCAGGGAACCGAGUAUCAGGAAAACACUCGCAGAGUUGUAGGAACCCUAGGAUAUAUGGCUCCUGAGUAUGCAUGGAGUGGGAUGUUCUCUGAGAAGUCAGACAUCUACAGCUUCGGAGUGCUGCUAUUGGAAAUCAUCAGUGGAGAAAAGAUCUCAAGAUUCUGCCAUGGAGAAGAAGGAAAAACUCUUAUUGCUUAUGCGUGGGAAUCUUGGUGUGAAACCGGAGGAGUUGAUCUUUUGGAUAAAGAUGUUGCUGAAUCAUGUCAGCCAUUAGAAGUUGAGAGAUGUGUUCAGAUUGGUUUGCUUUGUGUUCAGCACCAACCUUCAGACAGACCCAACACACUUGAGUUGCUCUCCAUGCUCACCACAACAUCAGAUCUUCCAUCACCAAAAGAACCCACAUUUGUAAUUCAUGCUCGAGAAGAAGAAUCCCUAUCUAAAGGUUUGAUCACUGAUAAUGAGAUAUCACAAACUGUGAUCCUUGGACGUUAAGAACGGAAUGUGUGAUCCAAUUUUAUGGAAUUCAAAGUGAGCAGAUUUUUUUUCCAAAACUGGGGAUAAUUUGAAACAUGAGCUUCCUUAAACACAAUUAACCCAUGCACGGUUUCAUAGAUAAGUUUUUGAAUUUUUUUUUUGUGUGAUAAAAAAAAUUAAUUAAAAGAGAACCAAUAGCGGGCCGCCACGUAUCGGUGGGGAAGUCUUCGUCAAGCUUGGAUUCCACUUGAUAUGGAAGAAGACUUCAUCAGAAGACUUUCAGGAAGUCCAGACGACUUCCAGAAAGUCGUCUGGAAGACUUCCUGGAAGUCGUCUAGCGCAUUAUAUUUUAGUCGUCCCAAAAGUCUUUAAGAUCUGAAAACAUGCAUAUCAAAUCCAGAUAUGAAAAACCUGCAUAUAAAAAAACGUUCAAAUGGUUUAAAAACAGAAAAAAUGAGUGGAAGAUUAAAUAAAUCUACCUUUAUAGAUCACACAAAAAUACAUAUCUAAAAUUAAUAGAUGUACCUUUAAAUGGGUGGAAGAUGAGAACCAUCUGAUUAAAAACCUGCAAAAAAAAAAG
Messenger RNA from Brassica rapa (field mustard), 2971 nucleotides. RefSeq names its product G-type lectin S-receptor-like serine/threonine-protein kinase At1g61480. The record is from RefSeq and is a predicted model, not a curated record. Gene Ontology annotation, molecular function: protein serine/threonine kinase activity; ATP binding. Gene Ontology annotation, biological process: protein phosphorylation; recognition of pollen; innate immune response. NCBI's taxonomy places the organism in Eukaryota, Viridiplantae, Streptophyta, Magnoliopsida, Brassicales, Brassicaceae. Gene Ontology annotation, cellular component: plasma membrane.